AAUACAAAAUAGUACAACACAAUAUCCCAUCAUCUUUGUUCUUAGAAGCUUAACAAAAACAGCCACACUUCUUUCUUCUUAAAUCUUGGAAACCAUCUGUUGUUAUUUUGUUUGUUUGAUUUAGGUAUCUUAUUCAACAAAAUCUGAAAACCCCUAUAUUCUUUGCUUCAAUUACAAGAAGAAGCUGACUAAUACAACUUUGAUAAAUUCAAGAAAUUUGGAAAAAUGGAUGUGGACUUUUGGGCUGCAAGAAUAAAUUCAGCAAGGCAUAAUCUCUCUGCUGUACAAACAAACAGGCUCAGCAAUUAUGCAGAUAGUCUCUCAAAUGUGGAUAAUACUCAAGGAGAAGAGGAUGUAAGAGCCUGGUUCCCCUGCCCUUUCUGUUAUGUUGAAAUUGAAGUCCAGAUGCUUUGCAACCAUUUGCAAGAAGAGCAUUGCUUUGACUUUAAAAACGCGGUUUGUCCCAUUUGUGCUGCAACAUUAGGUAAAGAUCCUCUGGGGCAUUUUAUGGUACAGCAUGCACAAUCAGUCAAGAGGAAGAGAAAGUACCUGAAGUUAGGCUUCUGGAAUAAUACAACAGCAAUAAGUGGCAAAGACCCCCACGAAGUAAAUUCGUUCUUCUGCACAAAUUUAGGGGUUGGUCGUUACAAUGUGCCAGAACCUGCUCCUGAUCCCCUUCUGCUGCCAUUUCUAUGUAGCGUGGCUCCUUCUGAUCCUAAAGACGGUCCACAAGAUAACUCUCUUGGCAGUGUUGCUGCCACUCCUGAUGUAGAAAGCAGCAAAAUGCCAGUAUGUGAUCCAGCCCUGGAAGAACAGUAUGAAGAGAAAAGGCAAAGAGCUGCGUUUCUUCAAGAGCUUAUUGCUUCAACUAUCUUCUAAGAUGUUCAUGACCAGACAGAGGAUCAACCCAACCAAGAGAACAGCUUUUUAGAACCUAUGUACGAGAAUAAUGGUUCACGGGAACAUAUUUAUAGGUGCUAUAUGUAUUCCAGUACUUGCUAAAGUCUCGAAUUAUCUAAUAACUUCAUUCAUGAAUCAUGGCUAGAAACUGUUUACAUGAACACAUAUGCACUGCAUAGUAUUUGUAUCCAAACAAUGUAAGUGCAAAUUGAGAGUUUUCAAGUGUAUUGGUACUUUGGUGAAGUUCAGAUAGUA
Solanum tuberosum (potato) is the source of this 1155-nucleotide messenger RNA. Its product is annotated as protein DEHYDRATION-INDUCED 19 homolog 5-like. The transcript has 5 exons. Bases 226 to 879 code for a protein of 217 amino acids. The record is from RefSeq and is a predicted model, not a curated record. NCBI's taxonomy places the organism in Eukaryota, Viridiplantae, Streptophyta, Magnoliopsida, Solanales, Solanaceae.